CAGCAACUAGCAAAACGUUCAUCUGCUUUGACCUCAUUAUGACAUAAUCUGUGAUGUUGCAGCAUCGUCACAGUGAUGUCAUAAUCAAGACAUGCUUUAACAUGGAGAAUUUUUUUGUCAAUCAUUUACUUUCAUAUGACUGCGAUAUCCAUUGAGCAUGAUGUCUGAGAACGCGGACAGUGUGAGAAAGGAUAAAGCAAGGCUCGUAGCAGAAAAUGAAGAAUUAAAAAAGCAUCUCCAGUUGAUGAAGGAAAAUGAGGAAUUAAAGAAAGUCCUGUCAAGUUACACACAAACCAAGAUUAAUGAAAAAGACUGCAGAGAGAAACUCGGCAUCAUGCCCUUUGGGCACCCUGUUUCCACAUGUGUGGAAGGAACAGCAGCCAUAUUUUCUGUACCAGACACAGCAACACAAGCGGGAGAGAAGCGCUUGGGACUGAGCAAUGUGAUGUUCAGGCUGAGAGAGAAUGAAGAUAAAGCUUCAAGCCCCACAUUUGAGGACUACUUCUACACCUCACUGCAGUUGGGAGACCCUGAUCAGAGGGGACUGCAGAGAGGCAGCCUCUCUCAGAAUAGAGAUCACAAACAAGGGACCCCUCUCACCACUGGCCAGGAACAGACCAGAAUGUCUGAGCACUGUCUCCAUAAAGGAGCUCCACUCUCAGAAGCUAAAAUGUCGUCUUCACUCCAGACACAGUCUCCAGACACAAAGAUUCAAAGCUUCUAUGACAAUGAACUCCGAAUGUUGCCCGGUGUGGAAGAGAGGGGCCGAGUGGUGGGGGAGAUCGCCUUUCAGCUAGACAGGAGGAUUUUGGGAAAGGUAUUUCCAGGAUUUACACGCCUGUAUGGAUUCAGUGUCUCAAACAUCCCAGAGAAAAUACAGCAGCAGGUAUCCUAUAACCCUCUGAGUGGCACUCUCCAGCAGUCCCAGAGGAGAGAGAUGCUGGAACGCUAUGAUUCCCUCAUGUCCCAGUUGGAAAAGUUUGGAUAUAACCCUAAAGUACACCCAGCAUUCUGCGAGUUUGUGGUCAACACCUACGGCAUCCUGAAGCAUAGGCCAGAAGGGCAACCCCCUGUGGUCUACAGUGAUCCUAUUACUUUGAGGAAGCUGACCCGGGACACUGUCCCUGCCAAAUUCCUACAGGAUUCCCUGCUGAUCCUCAACUGCCUGUGUGAGCUCUCCAGGACAGAUGGCAAGCCACUGUUCACCUUCUGAACAUCAGGACCUGAUCUAACACCACAACAGACUGGAAUUCCUCUGAGUUAUAUAGGAACCAGAUAAUAUAAGCAAAAAGUCAAUAAAAAUCUGGGCCUAUCGUU
This is a messenger RNA of Lepisosteus oculatus (spotted gar), 1317 nucleotides long. RefSeq names its product spermatogenesis and centriole associated 1 like. Gene Ontology annotation, cellular component: centrosome. The record is from RefSeq and is a predicted model, not a curated record. NCBI's taxonomy places the organism in Eukaryota, Metazoa, Chordata, Actinopteri, Semionotiformes, Lepisosteidae.